Molecule: messenger RNA, 2409 nt
Organism: Microthlaspi erraticum
Lineage: Eukaryota; Viridiplantae; Streptophyta; Magnoliopsida; Brassicales; Brassicaceae
Source: the annotation of a GenBank genome assembly
AUGCCGGCCUCGCCUGCUACUCAUGAUCAGCUUCAGGACUUAAUGCCUUUCAGGUUUAAUGAGGCUCAGAAGGGGGAACUCACUAAAGCCGUCACUCCAGAGGAGAUUAAAACAACUUUGUUUGCAAUGCCUCUGAACAAGAGCCCGGGACCCGAUGGAUUCUCGGUGGAGUUUUUCAGAGCUUCUUGGGAUGUGGUGGGACCCGAUGUCAUUGCUGCAGUUCAAGAGUUUUUCAGGAAUGGGCGUCUUCUGAAAGAUCUCAACAACACUGCCGUAGCUCUUAUUCCUAAAGUCCCUGAAGCCUGCAGGCUGGGGGAUUACAGACCUAUAAGCUGUUGCAACUUGAUCUACAAACUCAUCUCUAAGAUCAUUGCAAACAGGAUGAAGCCGGUUCUAUUGAAGUACAUCCGUCCUAAUCAGGCAGCUUUUAUCAGAGGUAGAAGUCUUGGUGAGAAUGUGCUUCUCUCAACGGAACUGAUAAGAAACUAUGAGAAGUCUAGCUGUGCAAGAAGCUGUAUGCUUAAGGUUGAUAUUCGAAAGGCUUUUGACACGGUGUGUUGGGACUUUGUACUGAAGAUGUUGAAUGCGCAUGACUUUCCUCCGCUGUUCAUCUCGUGGAUAAGGCAGUGCAUCUCUACUCCGCGUUUUUCCAUCUCAGUUAAUGGAGAACUCGCUGGAUUCUUCCCAGGAAAGAAGGGUUUAAGGCAAUGUGACUCCAUCUCUCCCUAUCUGUUUAUAAUGGUGAUGGAAGCUCUCUCCGGUCUAUUGGAUGUAGCGGUUGAGCAAAGAAAAAUCAGACUACAUCCCCAAUGCCAUGAUCCAAAGAUCACUCAUCUUCUGUUCGCGGAUGAUCUUUUGAUCUUCAGUGACGGCUCAAGGCACUCUCUCACCGGGAUCAAAGAAGUUAUGGAAAGUUUCAGGGGGCUGUGUGGUCUCGAGAUGAACCCAGCGAAGUCGGAAAUUUUCUUUGGAGGAUAUUUUGAUAUCGAAGUGGCGGUUCUAAGUGGCUUAGUGGGGUUCAAAGUUGGUUCCUUUCCUACGAGGUACUUGGGUCUCCCUCUGAAUCCAAGGAGGAUCACGUUGGCUACUCUCCAGCCUUUUAUUGAGAAGGUCACAAGUAAGCUUCAAUCUUGGACUUCAAAAACCCUCUCCUUUGCUGGCAAAAUAAGAUUAGUCUCCUCAGGCAUCUAUGGAAUGGUGAACUUCUGGAGUUAUGUCUUUUCCUUACCAAAGAUGUUUUAUGCGAAAAUUGACUCGCUGUGUGCUGCUUUUCUAUGGAACAACAACACUAAUUCAGCUAGAGGAGCUAGAGUGGCUUGGAAGGAUAUUUGUCGGCCUAAGAUGGAAGGAGGAUUAGGGAUAAGACUUUUGGAGGAUUUUGAGAAAGUCUUUCGCCUGAAGCAAAUUUGGAACCUAUAUACUAAUGCGGGUUCCUUAUGGGUUGCUUGGGUGAAUAAAUACAUCUUUGGUAGAAAGGGAUUCUGGUUGACUGCGGAUUCGCCCUGUUUCUCGAGAGCUAUCCGUAGCAUGCUCCAAUUAAAGCCUAUCUUGCCUGAGUUCUUGCGCUGUGACUUGAGAAAUGGAGAGACAUCCUCGUUCUGGUAUGAUUCUUGGACUGACUUAGGGUCCUUGAUUGAUUACAUGGGAUCCAAUGGACCAAGGCAGUUGCGGAUUCCCAAAGGUGCCAAGGUUUCAAGAGCGGUUAAAGAUGGAUCAUGGUCCCUGCCUCAUACUAGAUCAGAGGAGGCUCAAAAUCUCCUAAUCCAGCUGACAACUUUAUCUCCUCCGAAGAAAGAAGAUGGUCCUGACUCUUUUCUUUGGGUUGACCCCUCUGGUCAGUUUGCAAAUGAUUUCUCAUCAAAAGCAACUUGGGAAAAGAUAAGAGAUAGUGCUCCGCUGGUCCCCUGGCAUGGCGUAAUCUGGUUUAAGCAGGAAAUUCCUCGCUGUUCCUUCAUCUCUUGGCUCGUGAUGAAGAAACGUCUCCCAACAAGAGAUAGAUUGAGGGCUUGGGGCCUUGGGAUUCCUCCUGAAUGUGUUCUCUGCUCCACCGGAAUAGAAUCUCAUGACCACUUAUUCUUUGAGUGUGACUUCUCCCUUACUUUAUGGAACUCCUUCACGGGACAAUUCCAGUUCUCUCAGCCUCUCACUAGUGAUUCGGUUGCAAUGUGUAUUGGAAAUGAUCCUGAUCUCUCUCGCUCAAGUAAGGGCGUGGUCAUUAGACUUCUCUUUCAGGUGGUGAUGUAUCUGGUUUGGAAGGAAAGAAACCAGCGUAUAUUUACUCCUACUUCCUCUUCGCCGACUGCAGUCUGCGCUCAAGUCGACCGCCUAAUUCGUGAUCGUCUCCUAUCCUUCCCAGCGACCGCUACGUCUUCUCCUUCCCUCUUGGAGGUGUACUUCUCAUUGCUGUAA